Ilex paraguariensis (yerba mate) is the source of this 354-nucleotide messenger RNA. The record is from the annotation of a GenBank genome assembly. Lineage: Eukaryota; Viridiplantae; Streptophyta; Magnoliopsida; Aquifoliales; Aquifoliaceae.
AUGAACAACCCAAACAAUGUAGAUCAAGGUGAGUCAACUGUAGCAGGAUUCGAAGUUCCCACAUCACCCGAUUCAAGUUACAACAAUGCCUAUCCUAGUAAUGAAGAGGAAGGGCGAGAACCACCUAUCCUCCCCCCACACCUGCAACACUCCCUGCUGAAUUACCCAACAAACCGAGACCCUUCUGAGUCCCUACCAUCGCCACAGAAUGUGAUUCUAAACCAUCUUUACAUCGAGAACAGAGAAACCCCGCGAACAAUGGUGGCACUUGGGGUCACACAUCGCUUUCGAUCGAAAUUUGUCACCGUUGUGCUUUAUAAACCCGUUCAAAGAAGGGGAAGUAGCAGCACUUGA